AUGCGUCUCUCUACACAUUUGAUUUCUGCCCUUGUCGGCUUCGUCGGUCUGACCGCUGCCACUCCCAUUGACACCCGCGCUCCUGCUAGCGACUUCGCUUCCGACGGUUUCACUAUCGUCCCACUCUCCUUCACCGGAGCCUAUGGCCGCAGGGGUGAAGUCCACACCUUCAACGGCACCGUCGAAGAAGUAGUGAGCCAGAUCGUCGCCAUCAACCCCGACUUCGACUUGUCCGACGACGAGGAGUCCGGUCUCGCCCGCCGCGGCGACCAAGGGUGGCGAAAGCGAGUGGUAGCCCGCAAGGACUGCGGCGACGAGGGCACGGGAUGGACCUCGGCGCGCCGUAUCCAAGAUGGCAUCAACUACUUGCGCAAGGUCACGCGCGACAAGCCGCGCUUCGAGGUGGGGAGGAAGGAGUGCGGCCGCAUCAGCUGCUCGUACAACUCGGCCAUCUUUGUGUGCUACGACCCGCACAAGGACUCUCCGGCCGUUUAUGACCAGGAGUGGUCGUACGUGGCGGACUAUGCCCAGGGGAUCAUCAUGGACUGGUGCCCCAGGUACCCGAAUCCCAACAUCAUUACCCUGGACUGGGUGAGGGGCAAAGUUUGGGACCCCAAGGGGAUGGUUGUUCGCGUUCAUUGGGAAAAGUGCUAA
Molecule: messenger RNA, 654 nt
Organism: Parascedosporium putredinis
Lineage: Eukaryota; Fungi; Ascomycota; Sordariomycetes; Microascales; Microascaceae
Source: the annotation of a GenBank genome assembly